CUGCUCGUAGUACUCGUAGUAGACGCUGCUUGUCUGCUCUCAUGGCAAAAAGCUAAGAACUUCACUCCAUUAUUACUGUUAGUGGUUUAACCAGAGAGUCACAUUCACUGCUCCAUUAUUGGUGCUAGUUGACCACCACCACUCUCUCAAGGCUCAACAAUGCAAAUAAAGAGACAAAACGCUAUGGAGGAAAGUGGGUUUCAUUACAAAUUAGAUUAGAUUUGCUCUUUUCAAGGUGACAUUAUCUCCUACUCACACGUGGUGAUUAGCCCAUAAUACUGUUUUAUAAGGAUCUUAGUUAUCAAAGAUUCCAAGAAUAGUUUUUGGGUUUUUGUUGUUUUUGUUGUUUUUGUUUCAUUUUUCUGUUUGGCUCAGAUUCGUUCUUGAAAAUCUUCACAAACUUGCUUCAGCUAUCAACACUUUGUAUUACUGGUUUUCUUGCUUGUGGGUGCUAUUGCAUAACAGGCUGAAGAAUCCUUUUGGACACGAUUCUCUCCACAAGCUUUAUAGGCCUAGAGCUAUUCUGUGAAAAAGCAUAAUCAAAAUUUUUGGCUGAAUCUGUUUUCAGAAUGGUUCAGAAACUAAAAGCUAUCAAGGGUGGUGGAGGAUCCAUCAGGGUCGGCACCACUGGAACAAUCAGUGCCUUGAUGACAAGGGAACUGGAAUCUACUAAAUCAGCACCACAUGCAUCAGUCUCUCAUCAAGACAAGCCAAAGAGCGUUCCAGUCUCAGUUCCCUGUAGUGCAACUACUCCUAAAAGACUACAAGCAAGAAAAUCAUUAGAUGAGGCAAGCAGCAGCAGCGCUAUUCAUAGAAGCCCUGAAACAAACCGGAAAAUGAAAAGCUACACGAAAAGUUCCCAUCGAGUCCCAAUGCUCCGUGCUGAGAAUGUCACACUAGAUAGAACUCCUAGCAGGGAGAAAACCAAUAAGAAAGGAGCUAACAUUGUUGAAGUUGUGGAUAUAAAAUGUGGUCACCCGGAUAAAGCAUGGUCUAGCCCUAUAACUAACAAACUUAGGAAACUUGGUUUCUCAAAGCUAUCAGAGAGCUUUGGUUAAGCUUGCAACUUCUUGACGUCAGAUUUCAGGUUCCUGUAACUGAACCCUGAAGCCCCAACUGACCGGUUAUGUUCUGACACUUCCACCAUAGAACACAUGCUUGGUAGAAGCCGGCUGCUUCCUUUCUUUUUCUUUUUUGGGGUUGUUGUCGCCGAUCCAAGAGUGGACUUGAUUUGACUACUAGUUGAAGCUGUUCCAGUAGCAUGGGACUGAUGUUUGUGCGAGCUUUCUUGACAACUUGAAUCAAGCUGGCUGAAGUAUCUGAUUUCUUGCAUUAUGAGGGACCCAACGGUGCCCUUAGUGCCUAUUUCUACAGGAGGAUGUGUUGCCAUGUCUUCAGGGACUUUUGUGGCUAAGGUGAUAGAUUUAUACAUGUUUUCUUGGUUCAUCUGAAGGAUGUGUGCAGAUGAAGAGAAGUGUUUUGGGGUGCUGAUCUUGGUGGGGAAAUUGCUUCAAGCAUAGGGCAUAUGGUGAUUGGCCUUAUACUCACUAUUUUCUCAUGAAUUCUUUACCUCAUGUUCUUUAUCUGAAGUGAACAGCAUUGGAUUUCCCUUUUCCCCUCUUUUAAAAGAUUAGAUGGUGACAUUUUCAUUGUAUUCAUGUGCUUUCUGUCAACAUAUUUAAUUUGCUAACCACUAUACUUUAACUUCUUGGUUCUUAUUCACAUGUUAAUCGGUGCGUAUUUGGAUUAUGAUUA
Molecule: messenger RNA, 1755 nt
Organism: Jatropha curcas
Lineage: Eukaryota; Viridiplantae; Streptophyta; Magnoliopsida; Malpighiales; Euphorbiaceae
Product: hexon
Source: RefSeq, a predicted model, not a curated record